Messenger RNA from Paramuricea clavata, 7082 nucleotides. The record is from the annotation of a GenBank genome assembly. Lineage: Eukaryota; Metazoa; Cnidaria; Anthozoa; Malacalcyonacea; Plexauridae.
GCUGGGAAUAUAGUUGAAAUGCGUUUUGCCAUAUUCAUUGUCAUUGUUUCCAAUGCUUUUCAAUGGUGGUAAAUUUAUCUUCCCUGGAACAGUAGGGGGUAGCAGUACUUAAUAAUAAUAACCAACUCGGUGACUAAGUUAUUUUACUACGUCGUAAGCAGCUGAGCAGGAAAGUCUGUAACAUCCUUGCAACUUCGUCACAACUUCUUCAAUUCUACAAUUCACAAAAAUCCACUUCCACAAUUAAGAAUCUUCAAAAGCAGCGCUCCACUGUAACACUUUGCAACUGAAUACCAGGUAUCCAAAGUAAGACACUUUCAUAACAAACUAACUUCAAGACCACUCGUUCUAUAUGGCUCAACGAGAUAUGCAUAUCAAAAGACCAAUGAAUUGUUUUAUGCUCUGGAGUCGGGAGAAAAGAUGCGAAAUUCUUAAGAAGAAUCCAGGUAUACAGCGAAGUAUUCCUUAUGUAGACAGCCUUGCCUUAUAUAGUGCCUUUUGUGCUAUUAUUUCGUCAUGGUAAGAUAAAAUCCAUAUAAGUGUUAUUAUACAGAACACUAGAAUACCUGGAGAAUUAAAUCCUGCGGUAUUUGGUAUCGCGGCAGAGUAUAACACUGCGGUAAAUUAUAAUAGGAUAGGGUUAGUACAAAACUUGAAUCCUUCAAAUUGGAAACAAAAUUUCAAGGCCUUGAAAGUCCUUGAGUUUAUAAAGAAGUGCUUGAAAGUCCUUAAAUUGUUCUUGCUUUAGUGGAUAUUUGCUGAAAUUGUUUGGCAUUAAGAACGGACAUUUUGCAAAUUGAUUCUGUUCAUGUCUUACAGAGGUCUGUUUGAAAUUCAUUAAAGUUGCCGUUUAAACAGUUUAAUUAACGUCACUUUUAACUGAUUUCUAACGCCUUCUUUUCAGUCCUUUAGUCCUUGAAUUUCCUGAUAUAUGGCCUUGGGGAUCCUUGAAUAUAUACUCCUUGAAUUCAACUCUUCCUGACCGGUAUACGAACCCUGAGUUUUCAAGGAUAAAAUUCUGGUCAGAAUAGCGAGACUAUAACAACUGUGACAGCAAUACCCCGUGUCCAUUAUCAUCAUCCAUUUCUCUCGUAAUUGCCCCUGAUUGACUUAUUUAAACGAUCUUAAUUAAGAAGUCUCUCAUAUAGACAGAAAUGAAAACACGAGCGAUCAGAAACAAACAAACAAAAUGCUUUCACGACUUACUGAAUAUAGGCCGAGAUUUAGGCACCAAAGUAGAUAUCUCAUGAUCUCCAAGCCUCCUGAAUCUGUGACCGCUUGUAGUAAGGAUGCAGAUUGAGAUACUGGUUUGGAAAAGUGUCAUGAUGUUAAGAAAACUAUAAGUAAGAAUACAACCAUGGCAGGUUUAAAAGACAAUGAAACUAUUUUGAAUCUCAAUAUGCAGGCUAAUAGCCACUUGAAUGCGGAAGAAAAACGCAGCAAAUUUUCGUUGUAUUCGUGGCAUCACAAAUUUCAGACAGGUCACGUCUGCUAUAUCGACUGUUUCCCACCCAUUUAACUACGCGUGGGCUAUAACCAAUCAAUAAGCGGCCACUUUUAGAACAGAUUUAAUCCGUAUUCCACCCAAAAUUAAGGUAAAAAGGUUCUUAUAUUGGACCGUGAUCUAUGUUUAGCAUUGGGAGGGAAAACAAUGCCUCAAUAUUCUUGAAUGUUCGUAAUUUGGUGUUCCAAUAUUAACUGCCUUUAUAUUUAAAUGAUAUUAAGCUGUCGGAAUUAUAGAUAAGUGUCACGAAGUUAACACGGUUGAACUGUUCACAUUGACAGGAUUCUUUGGAGCUGCAAUAAUUACCGCGUUAAAAUAAAGUAUGAUUUAAUUUGUUUUGUGUUGUGGUAUUCAGUCAACAAAAUUUACAGACACACAAGAUAGGCAGACCUGAAGGCGACAAUUUGAAAAAUCUAAAAUAACACAUAUUCCGAAGAACUAAAACUUUUUGUGUUUUUCGCGACUUUCCACAUAUUUUCCUAACAUAUUACCAUCCCAAUGUCACAAGGAUUAAGAUAAGAGAUUUGUAUUGUACAAAGACAAGGAAUAAGGGUUGAAAACGUAGGUCGAGGAUGUUAAUAUGCAUCUCUUCAUCACAUAGGUAUAAAUAAUGCAGUUAUCAGCAAGAUGUUGGGCGAGGCAUGGAGAAAACUAAGUGAUAAGGAAAAGAAACCGUACGUGAAAGAGGCGAAGAGACUGACCGCUAAAUUACUGGAAGAUCACCCUGAUUAUAAAUACCGCCCAAGACGACGAAAAACCAAAACACCCGAAUCAAGAAAACCCACCAAUAAAACCGAAUUAGAUACCACAACUAAUAUCCCAUACUCCACUGCGGCCAUGCACCACACACCCUACUCCCAACCCGCACAGAUUAUCCACCCGCAAGGAUUUUGGCCAAAAUACGCAGGCAACUACUCAAAGAUUUCAUCAGAGAAUGACCCACCUACACCUACAUUCUGUCUCAGUCCGACAGAGGUUUGUAAUCCAGUAAGAACAGCGUUUCCAUUCAGAGCUUUACCCAGUUAUGGUUACUGUGUGUAUGAUCAAGAUAUGUUAACGUCACCUUACUAUGUCAACUGGUGUAACCCCAGGUCCGCCUGGCUACAGAAUCAAAUGUAAAUAUUCUAGGGGUAUUUUCGGGCGCUUUCCGUUUACAUGGCAAGACAGGUCAAAUUGUUGAAUGGAAAAAUAAAGGCCGAUUUACACUAGGCGACUUUUGCCUAAAACUGUCGCAUGCAACCUGCUUACAACUUGAGUUGUACUGUGUAAAUCAAACACACAACUUGUUACGAAACGUAGGUGAGUUAUGUGCUUGAUUUAAACAGUACAACUCCAGUUGUAAGCAAGUUGUCUAGUGGAAAUCGGCCCAAAGAAACGGACCAUUAGAGGGUGGGGAAAGAUCAGAAAAAUCCAUACAAGCAAAACCUUUUGGAAAAAAAUCUUUUGAAGAUGGCAGAGAAAAAUAUCACAACACAAAACAAACAUGCAUACCAAAUGAACUGUAAAAAAUCCAUGCAUGCCAGAAACCUCUCCUUCACUUUUGUAGUGAUCCGUUCCUAAACUUUUCAGUUGGGGAAUCAUAGUCUGAACAAGAAAUUUGCAUGGAAUGAGGGAUCCAUUUUAGCUAAAGUUCCGGAAUAACUUGAUCCAGAUCUUUCCAUUCACAGGGGAGAAAUUUCUGAUCAGACCGGGUUAAUUAUGUAAACGGAAAGUGUCGUUUGAUAAGGGGACAGACGUAUCUGGUAUACGUGAUGGAAGACAUGUAUACGUGAUGUAAAAAUCAAUUUGAUGGUACCUGGUAUACGUGAUGUAAAAUAUUUGAUGGUACCUGGUAUACGUGAUGUAAAAAUAUUUCUUGCACAAGAUCUAGCUAAGAUCUAACAUUAACCACAUUCAAGCUGGUAUUUUAUGCACCGUAGUUAGGUGUAACAUUUUAGUUUAGGUUUCCACUUAUUCCUUACUCUUAAGGAAGCUAUACUUCGUAGCGAAGGAAAACUACAGUCUUCUAUUGCGAGACUUUCUACAAAGCUUGUGAUAAUAUAACAUUCACUUGCACUAUUUACUAUUGUUUGCAAUAUGCACUAGUUUGGUUGCACUGAUAUAUACAUAAUAAAAUUGCUAUUAGUUUUAUAGUUCAUAAAUAAUAACUAGAUUGUACUUAGUUUAUAAAGCCCUGGUCAAAGGAGAAAGUUGGCAGUCAAUGCAACCAUGUUUAGCGGCUGUUCUCAAUGCUUUCCCAACACUAUCAUGUAUUCUAUUUAAGUUAAAAUGUAGUUGGAACACUCAUGAAAGCUUUAUUUUGUUAACCUAUGGCUUGAAAUGUCCCUGAAACAAUUCAGGACUGCCACAACUCUUGUUCUCGUUUGACUGGGGUUUAAGACCAGUUUUAAUAAUUUAAUCAUGAUAUAUUAUGGUGUAUAAGGCGGAUUUCGCUAAGCUUUACAGUACAACAUUCAGCUGAUGGUGGUCAACUAGCAAUUUUUCAAAGUGACACGAAAAUUGUUUUCGUAAAAUGUACAAACCUUCUAAUACACCCUUUCGAUAAUUACGACCUGGGAGCCUCGCUCUCAUGAAUCGUGAGCUAAUCACCUUGCGUAAUUUACUAAUGAGAGCGAGGCUCCAAGACCAAAAAGUAUGUGUGACGUAAUUAUCGAAAGGGUGUAUUCGAGGUAAAUUAAGUUGAUCCUUUCUGUGCUACCAUCUGCGGUAGUGUUACCCGUCACACGUAAUGUAAAUAUCAUGAGAUAUAAGUUAAAAGUAGUUGAAUAUGACGUAGAUGUAAUAAAGUUCUCCUAGGAGAACUGUACCCAAACACUUCGAAACGAAGAGACUAAAACUUUGAAACGAGUUAGCACCAGUUAAUGUAGUUAGCACAUUAGGAAUUCAAUUUUGUACAUAAGCACUUUUAAUUAGUUCUAAUUGAAUAAUUAAAUUAAUUUAAUGUCAAAGCUUUGUGUGCGUGUUAAAAGACUAAGUCUGUGUUGAACAAAGGACUAAUCAUUAGUCAGAUUCUUUUGAGGUUGACCCUCUUUCUACAAUUCUGCAAAAUGAAGCCAAUUGCAAACUUUUCAUUUUAUAUGGUAUUUUCAAAAUCAAGCCACGCAAGUUUUAGCAUUUUAUUAUUAAACUUGUGCAUUUACACCAUUUAGGAAAAGUGAAACAUUCAAAUAUGUGGGUGGGUGUAAGAGUAAUAUCUAGGAUACAAUAUUUCCAAUGGUAAUAUAUACAUUAUGAAUGAUAAUAGUAUUUAUAUUCAUAUGAUAAUUGAGAACAAUGUCAAUGAUUCUUAAAUAAAAUAAUUUCAUCAUGUAUACUAAUUAUACACUCUACAAUAAAUGCUAUUGCAUUAUCUGUUAAAAUUAAUGUGUUUCUCACACACUGCCAAGGCACUGGGUCAAGGUGGGCUAAGAGUAUAUAGUAUGGCAAUAAUAAUUGCAAUACCAUUGGCAAUGAAACCAAUCUGUUACAAAUAAACAUAUUAUAUCCACUAUUAUCUACAUCAAAUCUCUGGUGUCCAAGACUAAAGCUGUUAAACUACAGUAAAAAAAUUACAGAAAAAACUGAAAAUACACAACAGCAGUAUGCAUGCCAGGAAACAGAACACUUGUUACAACCAUAGAUAUCUUAUAUACACUAGAUAGCGCGUCUCUUUUAGUAAAAUUGAAGCCAAGAAUACUCCAGCAGUUACCCCCAUUUGAAUAGAUGGGGCCAUGUUGGUCGUUCGCACUUGCUAAUAAACGCUUAAAAACAACAGUAACUUUCAUCAUUUGAAUAGUUUAAAAACGUAUUUGGAAUAGGGUUAACUUAAUGUUUAUGUUCCGUGUUUAAGAAAUAGAAAACAUACGAAUCUUCUCAUUUCAUGGGAACGACCUGAGACUGCAAUCACAGCUUCAAUUUUUGAAUUGCAGAAUAAUUAGAUGCACUAUCUAGUGUAUAUAAGAUAUCUAUGGUUACAACUUGUCAAAUGCUUCCUUUAUAAAUUCCUUAUAAACUCUAUCCAUGUAGCCACGCCCAACAGGAAGGAGUCCUUCAAGAAACCCAACAUGGCCACCAGUAUGUGUAAGCAACAAUGCAACAUUGUCACAAUUUUUAAUUCUCUGUGCUGGAAUUUGUUCAGGAGGUGAAAACGGGUCGUCAUCAGCACUGAGACAAAGCAAUGGUGUCUUGAUACAUUCAAAAGGUUUUUCCACAAUUGAAGAAGCAUGGUAGUAAUGAUCCACAUUUUUGUAUCCGAACAUUGGUGCUAUAACCGCGGCGUCAAACUGCCGGAUUGUAUUUGCCCUUGCCGCAUCCUUAGCGUGCUCCUCGGGUACAUAAAUUCCCUUCGACAUUAAAGCAUUUCUGUUUGUCACAAACAAUCUUUGUAGUUUUCUUGUCAAAAAUCGAUUAAACAGGAAGCAAGGAACAGGUUUUUCCAGUGAGUCUGCAGCCUUAAAUGAAUCGUACGGUAUAGAGAUGACAAAUGCAGCAUGCAAGCCAGAAUUCUCAUUUGAUAAACUCAUUCUUACUAAAUAAUUUGUAGUAAUCAUUCCCCCCAGAGAAAUACCAACCGCACAGAUACGACUCUUGGGGUAUCGCUGGUGAAUAUGUUUAACAACCAACUCUAAAUCAUCACUGUUAGCCGCACAGGAGAAUUGGUAGGUCACCGGCACACAGGUUAUCCCACGAUGGUUCAACACAACCACACGGUAACCCAAACAUAUAGCCGCUUCUGCAAAUUGUAGAACAUAACCAGACUGUGAACUUCCUGUUAGUCCUGGGACUAUCAACACAAUAUUCUCCGAUUCAUUUUCAAUAUUUUGUGAUUCAUUUUCAAACUUUGAUCCCUGUAUAUUAUCUUCGGCUUGCUGUUGUCUAUCACUAUCUUUCUUGAUAUCAGUCUGGACAGUCCCUGUUUCCUCCGUUGGCUCCUUAUCACCGCAAGAAGUCCAGUCAAGUCUAACUAUACCGCCAUCUGGCGUCUCUAUAUCCUCAGCUGUGUACUUAACUAUCGGACGGCUUCUUAGGAGAUCUCCAAAAAUCGUUUGAAGGUUUCCUCCAAACGUCCAAAUCGUCGGAUGAUAGCUGCCAACUUUGAUAGAUAAACCUUCAAGUACCUUACGUAACUUUCCUCUACCGCCUAUGAUCAGAGGAUUUCUGGUCCCCAAAGCAAAAUAAUGAGAGAUAAGAAUGACCACAUUGCAAGUUAUACAAACUGGGAGAAGUAUUUUCCAUGUGGCAGUCAACAUUGCUGAGAGAUGAGAGGAAGACGACAACAUAAAACGAAUUAAAAUAUCAGCCAUCAUGCUCAAUUUAUAAUCAGAUAUGCAUUAGUCAAGUGUCGCAAUUUGACAUUUCCCGAUUUCUAAAUUAUGUGUUUCCACUAUAAACCCUGCGUUCCUAACUUCUUAUUCGUCGAUAAUAGAAAUGAAUCUCUGGGAACAUCAUUUAUCAAUUGGAAAAGAUUAUAGAAAUUAUAUUGCGAUUUUUUUAUUGAGUUUUGAUUUCCUUAAAAAUUCCCGAAAUUUCAGGGCCGGAUUUGGUCUCAUGUGUUAGAAGGGGUGGAGGUUUUCCAGAGGGGGGUGCAUUGCUAUAUGGC